This is a messenger RNA of Cynocephalus volans (Philippine flying lemur), 3718 nucleotides long. RefSeq names its product ferredoxin 1 (gene FDX1). Gene Ontology annotation, molecular function: 2 iron, 2 sulfur cluster binding. The transcript is spliced from 4 exons. The record is from RefSeq and is a predicted model, not a curated record. Gene Ontology annotation, biological process: P450-containing electron transport chain. Bases 214 to 792 code for a protein of 192 amino acids. Lineage: Eukaryota; Metazoa; Chordata; Mammalia; Dermoptera; Cynocephalidae.
GGCCUGGUCGCUGGAGGAUUUAUAGGUCAUCCGGGAAACCCGCGGAGUCCUCUGCGCGCCGCCGGGAGCAGGGCCUGUCUGGACAGCGGCCUCUCGCCCUCGCCCCGGCCCUGGGGGAAAGCGCCGGCGCAGCGGCCCUCCCGCACUCGCGGAACCUCCCGCGGCCGCUGUCGCGCGGCCUGCGUCGCAUCUGGUAGUUACUCGACCGCGGCCAUGGCGGCCGCGGGGGGCGCCCGGCUCCUGCGCGCCGCCUCCGUGGCCCUGGCCGGCCCGGCCUGCCGGUGGCUGCUCCUCGCCGGACCCCGUGCGGGAGCCGGUGGCCUGCGGGGGAGCCGGGGGCCGGGCAGGACCCCCGAGCCGGGCCUGGGCGGCGGCGCGGGGACGAGCCGGCCUCUGAGCGUGUCGGCGCGGGCGUGCAGCAGCUCAGAAGAUAAAAUAACAGUCCACUUCAUAAACCGCGAUGGUGAAACAUUAACAGCCACAGGAAAAAUUGGUGACUCUCUGCUAGAUGUUGUGGUCGAAAAUAAUCUAGACAUUGAUGGUUUUGGUGCAUGUGAGGGAACUUUGGCUUGCUCUACUUGUCAUCUUAUCUUUGAAGAUCAUGUAUUUGAGAAGUUAGAAGCAAUCACUGAUGAGGAGAAUGACAUGCUUGAUCUGGCGUUUGGACUAACAGACAGAUCACGGUUGGGCUGCCAAAUCUGUUUGAAAAAAUCUAUGGACAAUAUGACUGUUCGAGUGCCUGAGUCAGUGGCCGAUGCCAGACAAUCCAUCGAUAUGAGCAAGAACUCCUAAGCUAGAAUAAAUAGGAAUAUUUUCAAAAGUUUACCUAUUUUUAUAAUUAUUAUUUCAUAAUAUAAUUAAAUGAGAACAUGGGUGAAUGAAUUUAUUAUUAUGACUAGCUUUACUAUUGUAGUUCAUUUUGUAGAACUAUUAAAUUUUGUAGUUCUGAAAGUAUGCAAUUUUUAUUUUGGUUAGUUAUAAAAAUGUCAAUCAAAUAUUAGAAAAUAGUUAAUAUGAUAAAAUCUUACAUAUUUUACCUUAUGUUUCUUUAGCAACUUUAGCAAAAUGUUUUCACAUAAUCUUAUGUCUGUUUACCUAGAAGGUAGGUUAACAACAACAACAAAAGGUAUUAUUAUCCUUGUUUGUAGAGAGGACAGAGAGCUAAAUUGGCUUAUCUAGGGCCAGACAACUAAUUAGAAAGUGCACCAGAACUUGCGUCUUGUCACUACAAGUCAUAUGUUCUGACUGAAAAAAAAUCUCAGACUGAAACUGAAGAAAUUAUGAAUAUCUUAUUUUUAGCAGAAAUUACAUGGGAGUAAGUAUGGGCAGAAAUAUUGGUGAACUGCUUGAUUUCAAAGAAGUUAGCGUUAUAAAAAAAAUUUCAAAAUUUUGAUUCAGUGAGAAGUGUAAGUCUGAACACUGGCAGAAAAGUUUGAUCUCUUCUGACCAAAGUAGAGGAAUAAAGUAAAAUUAGAUGUCUUUUUUCAUUUCUGUUCUAAGCAGAAUGGUCUCUCUUUGUAAUCUUUCUAAAGUAAUGCAGAUUUAUAGAUCUCUGCCUGUAACAGAAUGGAAAUCUUAUGAAUUAGGCUUCUCUGUCCUAAACCAGAGAAGGGAAUGAGCAGGCUGCUGUACUGCACAGCCCCAGGGGCGCCGUCCUCUCACGCAAGGACGGAGCUUCAGGGUGAGACGUCCCAAAGAAGGAAUGUUCUCAGCACCACCCGUUACCUGCUUUGUGUGGAAGACGUUUGUAUCCUUAUCUUUACUAUCAAUGAAUUCAUGAAACAUAAUAAAGAGGUGCACAGUAUGUGCUUUAGAAAUAUAAAAUAUCAACUAAUUUGGACUAAUGGUGAAGAGCAGAACAAAUUAGUUUUAAAAAAAAAAGAAUUAUGACAAGUGAGUUAGCUUUCAAGUACAUCACUGCAGUUUGAUAAUUUGUAUAAAUAUUCCUCAAGUUCAUACAGCAUUAUGUUAUGCCUGCUGGAGGAUGCCAAAGUGAACAAGUCAAGGAGUGCCCUCAGGGAGCUCACCUUUUAUUAGGAAAAGAUAAAACAUGUAUGCACAAAUAUUUUCCCUGAACUGACCAAUUGCCAAAUAGAAUUUUAAACUAAUUAAUAUGUAAAAAGUGAUUAGGAAGAACUUGAGGUGUCUAGUGUUCAGUUGACUCUUAAUAACUCUAGAAUGCUUUUUAUGUGGAGAGUGCUAUACUUUUUUUUUUUUUUUAAUAAUCUCAGUUGGUUUUAUUACAAUUCUAGAAUUGGGCAACAUAUCUUUCCAUAAAAUAGAGUAAAUGUUCCCGCAUGCUAUGCUUUUAAAGUACUUGGUAGCAAUUUAUUCUCUGAAUUAGCUUCAGUAUUCUUGUAUUCUUGCGUAGAUUAUCUAAACUCUUUCUAGAGCUACUUUAAUGAUAUCCAGCCAGACGGUCUAAAAUUUAGUCUAAAUUGUCUCAGAUUUCAAAUUAGAAAAGUUCAAAUUAAUGAUGUUUAAUUGUAUUAUGUAAAUAAAAUCUUCUAAACUUAUCAAAUGGAGGAUAGUCUAUAAUUGAUUUGUAUAAAGGUUAUUUUCCAGUUUGAAAAAAACAAUCCUUUCAUAUUUUGUGCAUGUACAUUCUAGGUAACCAUACUGCUUUAUCUAUUACUGCAAAACAGAUUAUCUGAAAACUUAGUGGCUUAAAACAACAGUAAUCUUUUGUUAUCUCAGACAGUUUCUGUGGGUCAGAAAUUUAGAGAGUGCAGAGCAGGGACAGUUUGUCUCUGAUCCACAAUGUCUGGGGACUCAGCUGGAAGAUUCGAAAGUCAGGUGCUGGAAACAUCUGCAGGCUUAUCCUUCAUAUGACUGGCUGCUGAUGCUGUUGUCACCUGGGGGUCUGUUAGGGAUUCUUGGCAGCAACCCUCACACAUGGCCUCACCAUGUGGACUGGGCUUCCUCACAACAUGGUAGCUGGGUUCUAAGGCCAAGCACCCUGAGAAGAGAGUGCACGCACCAGGCAGAAGUUGUGUCCUCUCUGUGACCUAGUUGGGGAAGCCACACAGUAUCACUUCCACCAUUCUUUUCAUUAGAAGUGAGGCACUAAGUCUGGCCAUCAUUUGAAGGGAAAGAGGAUGUCAAAGAAUUUGUAGGCGUGUUUUAAAGCCAUCACAGUAACUGCUGUUUUCAGGUUAACUUACCAGCACUUAUUUCCUAUGAAAAGUGGCCUUUUUACUAAGUGUUCUAAACUUUUUUAAGAGGAGCUAGGUUUUCCACUUGUAUUAUGUUUUAAAAGAUUCUUGUGUCUUGUUAUGAUUGUUCAUUUGUCUUAUAACUCCAAACAUUUCUCUUUUUGACUUGAUUUAAAUGAAAGGGAAAAAUGGUGGGCUCCCUUUCAAUGCUGUGUAAUUUUGGUUUACCUUUCUUAAUCAUUUUGACAUCAAGAAAGGCAUCUUCCUUUGCUAUACUACUUUAUGUAAUUGCUGGUUAUAUGCUAAUACUUAAUAUUGUAUUUCGUUUUCACAGGUAAAACCAACCUAUAAUUACAUAGGUAAUUCAGAACCACUGAAUUAGUUUUUUAAGUGAACAAUUCUAAGAGUUUCUAAAAUCUUUUAUCUAACUUUCACUGUGAAAUAUUGUCUAAUUUUUCUGUCUUAAAAGGCAGCUUUAAAGAGGAAUUGGUAAAAGGAUAGGAAAAUCAACUACAUUGUAUAAUGAUAAAUUAAAAAAUAAAAUGUGUACUCUUAAAAAAAGA